AUGAAAGGAUAUGAAAUGACUAAAGAGGAGUCUUCUUCUGACAGUAGUUCAAGCAGUGGCGAUGAAAACAGUAUUAGAGCGAAGAGGAAAGAAAGUGCAAAAAAAGCACUGGAUAAAAUGGCUGCAAGGAGAAGUUCAACUUCGUCAUCUGACAGUACUUCUAGCGGUGACGAAGGAACAGUUAAAAAAAAUAGUUUUCAGGCGGCUGAGAAAGAAGGGAAAAAAGACUCUGCAAGUAAAAAAUUUUCUUCAUCAGAAAGCAGUUCAAGUGACAAGGAGGUUACAAUUCAAAUCAAAGGAUCUAAAUUAUCGAAAAGGAGUGUUAUCUUACCGGAAAGAACAUCGAAAGGAGGAAAUAAGAAAACUUCAUUAUCUGAAAGUAGUUCUGAAAACGCCGAGAAGGCCAGCAGACAGACAGCAAGUCUUGUGAUGUCAAGAAACAAAAAGCAGGAAUUUGAAAAAAAGUCAUCAUCGUCUGGCAGUAGUAGCUCUAGCGAUAGUGAUGGACCUGACACUUCGGUCAAUAUAAAAAAGACCAUAAAACCUGCGUCUGGUGAAAAAACAGGCGAAAAAACUCUCUCACUUGAUCGGAGUGGGAUUUCUGAAGGACGACAGGGCGGCUUUACGUCUGUUGAUUCUGCAUUGCAGAAUAAGAUAAAGGAUUUACAAGUUUUUAUCUCGGCUCUCUGUUAUAUCGCUUUUAUUAUUGGCAGGGAAAUAAUUUUUGAUUUUGUUUAUGGAUUUUUUGUGCUUACGAAACGUCAGACCGAACCAUACCGGCGAGUGAAGAUUAAGAAGGAACAGUUAGAUGCAAAGUUCAGGGAUAAUUCAUAUAAAUCUGAUCACGACCCCUGGGGUCAAAAAGCUCACGAGACAUUCAAGAACGUUCAGGGCAAAGGAUUCCGGCAUGAAAAGACAAAGAAAAAACGAGGAAGCUACGGGGGCGGUUCGAUCAGUAUGAAAGCGAUUCAACGGAAAACUCUUUGGACAGCGAUUCAAAACUCACUAUCAAAUCCGUGUUUUUCAGUUCUGUCCGAAUUAAGUGAUUAUGCUGGAUUCAUUUGGUGUUUGGGAGAUGUUGAUGUGUGCGUUGGUGAUUUUGGCAUUCUAGGGGUUGCACUGGACCGUAUGGUGAAAGUUAAGGAGGAGCCUAGUGCGGAUGAACAUGAGCAGAAGGCAGCUGUCAUUCCGUGUGCCGACAAGGAUUUUUUUUGUUAG
Molecule: messenger RNA, 1218 nt
Organism: Enterobius vermicularis (human pinworm)
Lineage: Eukaryota; Metazoa; Nematoda; Chromadorea; Rhabditida; Oxyuridae
Source: the annotation of a GenBank genome assembly